AUGCGUUACGAGCUGAGAGGAAGGAUGGCGAUGACCCUGACAAAGACAUUUAAUCUCGUCACAGGACUAGUCCUUGUUUUCCAGUUACAAAUCAGCUUUAUGAAGCUAAAAUCUGUUUAUGGAGUCUCGCGCUCUGACUCUCAGGCGCUGUCUCCUCCGGAGGGAAGAUCGUAUGCAGUCCAAGGAAACAACAAGCCCACACAGAGGGGUCCCGGAUCUGGGGCCCCUGGCUGGGCUGCAGAUAAGAGGGGCCACUACAGAGACCAGCACCAACCCGAAGAGUCAGAUCCAGACCUGCUGAUGGAGGAGGGGCAUGACAAUACUACACAGAUUUUGGACAUUGAUCACGCCUACUAUACGUCUAAAAUCCACGGCUCUGGAGACGCAGCCAGUAAAGAGCUGUGGGUGAACAUCGAGGAGAUGGAAGAGGAUGAGUGCAAAGUCUGCGGCUUCCUGUCCAGCACCCACAGACAAGCCGAGAGAGUCAAUCUGUCCUUCAACUUCCCUUUCUAUGGUCAUAUCCUAAAAGAAAUCACCGUGGCAACCGGAGGUUUCAUUUACACUGGAGAUAUAAUCCACCGAAUGCUCACAGCCACUCAGUACAUCGCGCCUCUGAUGGCAAAUUUUGACCCAAGUCUUUCCAAAAACUCUUCUGUGUUUUACUUUGAUAACGGCACCGCUUUGGUGGUUCAGUGGAACCGGAUUCACCUCCAGGAGGUCAUGGGUGUAGGCACGUUCACCUUCCAGGCUGUUCUGCACAGCGAUGGACGUAUUGUCUUCGCAUACAAAGAGAUUCCUUUAGACAUCACUGACAUCAGCUCUGAGAAUCAUCCUGUCAAAGUGGGCUUGUCGGAUGCUUUUGUGGUUCUUCAUGAGAUAGAGCAGAUCCCCAAUGUUCGUCGGAGAACCAUCUAUGAGUAUCACAAAGUCGAUAUCCUCAAGUCCAAAAUCUCCAAUUCUACAGCUGUGGAGAUGCUACCUCUCCCUACGUGUCUGCAGUUCUCCAGCUGUGGUCCAUGUGUCACUUCUCAGAUUGGCUUUAACUGCAGCUGGUGCAGUCGGCUACAAAGAUGCUCCAGUGGCUUUGAUCGUAACCGGCAGGACUGGGUCGACCUCGGCUGCCUGGAGGAGAGAAGAGAUCCCCGAUGUCUCAAAACGACAGACAUCACAAACACCACAUCCCUCCACCUCACACACACGACCACUCCUGUCCCGACAACCGCAAGGUCGACCUCCAGCAUGACCUCCAGCCCCCGCAGCAGAGCAUCCGCUGUCACCAACCCCUCAACAAACCGCAACACAAGCAGAUUAACAUCCACUUCACAGCCUCCCACGAGCAAAGCUGCAGAGGAUGACACAAAGAUCUCUUUGCACAUCAAUGACGCACCAGGAGAAGAGGGGACAACAACAGGAGAGAGCGAUGAGCGGCAGCAGACUGGUCUACUGGCGGGCGUCAUCAUGGUAAUGGUCAUCUUGGGAGCAGCCGUCCUUAUGUCUGUCUACAUGUACAACCACCCGACGUCCAGCGCCAGCCUCUUCUUCAUGGAGCGACGGCCCACCCGCUGGCCAAUCAUGAAGUUUCGUCGGGGCUCCGGAUGCCCUUCUUACGCCGAGGUGGAGGCCCCAGGUCUGGACAAAGACAGCAUGGUGGUCAUCGACCCCAAACAGUCUUUUGUCAUAUCAGACAGAAGAGAGAGUGAACAGAAAGAAGGAUUCAUAGUUCCUGACCAGAGGGAGCGCUUUCUAGUUUCAGACAGCUCCUGACCAAAACUACAUUUCCCAGAUGACUUUGGGACAGAGCUGGA
Plectropomus leopardus (leopard coralgrouper) is the source of this 1805-nucleotide messenger RNA. RefSeq names its product plexin domain containing 2a (gene plxdc2a). The record is from RefSeq and is a predicted model, not a curated record. Lineage: Eukaryota; Metazoa; Chordata; Actinopteri; Perciformes; Serranidae.